AUGUUGUCGGUGCUUUCUUACGGUCGACUCGUUGCCAGAGCGGUCAUCGGCGGGCUUUCUCAGACGGACAGCCGAGACUACAGCCUGGUGACUGCGAGCUGUGGCUUUGGCAAGGACUUUCGUAAAGGCAUCCUGAAAAAAGGCAUGUGCUAUGGGGACGAUGCGUGCUUCGUGGCCCGACAUAGGACGGCUGAUGUUUUGGGUGUUGCGGACGGCGUGGGCGGCUGGCGAGACUACGGCGUGGACCCCUCGCAGUUCUCAGGGACACUGAUGAAGACGUGUGAACGGCUGGUGAAGGAGGGCCGCUUUGUGCCCAGUAACCCAGUGGGAGUCCUCACCACCGGCUACUACGAGCUGCUGCAGAACAAGGCGCCGCUGCUGGGCAGCAGCACGGCCUGCAUCGUGGUGCUGGACCGACAGAGCCACACUCUGCACACGGCGAACCUGGGGGACUCUGGGUUCUUGGUGGUGCGAGAGGGGGAGGUGGUCCAUCGCUCGGACGAACAGCAGCACUACUUCAAUACUCCCUUCCAGCUGUCCAUCGUCCCGCCCGGAUCCGAGGGCGCGGUGCUCAGUGACAGCCCGGACGCCGCCGACAGCUCCUCGUUCGACGUUCAGCUCGGUGACAUCAUCCUCACGGCGACAGAUGGACUUUUUGACAACAUGCCCGACUACAUGAUCCUGCAGGAGCUCAAGAAAAUCAAGAACUCGAACUAUGAGAGUAUCCAGCAGACGGCUCGGAGCAUCGCGGAGCAGGCUCACGAUCUGGCCUACGAUCCAAACUACAUGUCGCCCUUCGCUCAGUUUGCCUGUGACAACGGCCUGAAUGUACGAGGAGGAAAGCCGGAUGACAUCACUGUGCUGCUGUCCAUCGUGGCCGAAUACACAGACUAG
This is a messenger RNA of Knipowitschia caucasica, 894 nucleotides long. NCBI's taxonomy places the organism in Eukaryota, Metazoa, Chordata, Actinopteri, Gobiiformes, Gobiidae. The record is from the annotation of a GenBank genome assembly.